Molecule: messenger RNA, 2057 nt
Organism: Haliotis rufescens (red abalone)
Lineage: Eukaryota; Metazoa; Mollusca; Gastropoda; Lepetellida; Haliotidae
Product: telomere repeats-binding bouquet formation protein 1-like
Exons: 12
Coding region: 114-1247 (377 amino acids)
Biological process (GO): homologous chromosome pairing at meiosis; meiotic attachment of telomere to nuclear envelope
Source: RefSeq, a predicted model, not a curated record
AGAGCACCGAGGGCGAAGUUCAAGUGGUACGCAUUACAUUCAGUGAAAUCAUACAGUGAGACAGAGAUACAUUCCACAAGAAGCAGAUGGACACUUGAUGUAAUUGUGCAGACAUGGCAGAAAUAAGAUCUGAUAUUGAUGUGGUUCUGGAGUGUGUGAAAUGUCAGUUGAAAAGUCCCACUGCUCUUCAUCAGUCACUUAUGACCUUGUCAGGUCUCUUUUCAUCAGAUGAAGCUAAGGACUAUGUCCGUGAGAGUGGAGGUCUGCUCUAUCUAUAUGACCUACUACGGAGAACUGACUUCCCAAAUAUCAAGAUUGCUACUCUGUUCUGUCUGGCAUCAGCUACAGAAAAAAAUGUAUUUUCCCAGACACUUCUAACCCAGCAUGGUGUGUUCCGUGUCAUCCAUGACAGUCUUCAUAGUGUCAUAUCCUCAGACAAACUUCGACAGGCUGCUGUCUUUUUGCUGCUGUGUCUUGUUGCUAACAAUAGUCAAUCCCAGAAUGAAGCGAGGGAGUCUGGUUGUCUGGCAGACCUCAUGGGCAUGUUCAGGUACAGUAGCUAUGGCACACAGAAAUUGGUGAGCAGUGGUAGCAGCGUCAUCACUGAGGCCCGGCAGUUUGGUCUCGUCACCAGUGCCCUCAGUGUGAGCAUCAACAACCCGCAGAAUGAGGAGAACCAGCGCUUGUGCUCCACGCUGCUGCCCCACAUCUUCAGCCUCGUGAUGCGAGUAUCAGAGCCCCAGGCCCUCUGUCCUGUGCUGUCCUUGGUGGGAGUCAUGGUGGCCAACAAUGUGUUUAACCAGGACCGGGUGAAGAAGUGUGGGGGUCUGGACACCCUGGGGUCUCUGCUGUGUAACCUGAGCAACAGGAGCACGGAGGAAGACUGUCUCACAACAGCGGUGCAGGUGGUCGGUGCACUAGACUCAUGUCUCACGGAUAAUGAGGUGAACAUCAACAAGCUGGGGGAAGUGUGUGGGUUUGGUCCACUCUUCUCGCUCCUCACACCAGGGCUGCUGAGUCAGCAGGAACAGUUGCAGGUGGUGGUUACCCUCUCUCACGUGUUGCAGGACAACUCAGGUGCAUUGGCCGGUGUGUCAGCAGAGAACUACCAACAGCUGGUGUGCCUUCUCACCCAGGCACAGGAUGAGGAACUCGUCAAGGCCCUCAAAUAUGUCCUACACAUCAUACAGGAUUCUGAAUGUGACAAACAGACAGCUCAACCUGAAGUGAAACCAAAUUUGAAGUAAGUUAAGAUUCCUGUCAUUGAACAUGAUUGUUUUCCCAAGCAGUAGAUUCCCUCCCAGUUACAUUAGUAUGGGCAUCAAUAGAGGCAUGGGACGGAUAUAUCUGUGUCGGCUGUUUGCUGAUGACUCGAGUAGACUUGCAGGGAGCAGGUGUUGAGAAAGCUCGGAUCAGCCUCCAUGUGGGCAGUAGCAGCAGCAGCAGAAACAGCACGUCUAUUUCAGGGAGCCGUAGGGAGAGUGCAGCAAUUUGUACAAGCUAUUAUAUUGAUUCUAAUUUGACUUUGGUCAAGGGGGCAAUCUUUGAUAUUUGUCUGACACUUUCAAUACCUGUGUAUUAAUGUCUGGUCAACAUGAUAUGCUGUUGGAUUAUUAAUGUCAGGUGAAUGUAAGAAUCUGUUGCUGUAUCAGCUAUUGAUCAUGAUCAUCAUGGCAACUAAGUCUAAUGUUAUUUCUUACUGUCUGGAAAUAUCCGAUAUUAAUUGUUCUCAUGCUUCUUCGUCCAUUGAAAAUGAUGCUAAGUUUCAGGCUGGAAGACAAAUUAAUUUGCACACACAGAUGUAUAAAGCUCACUGUUGAUGUAUCAAGAUCAGAUAACUCCAUAAGUCAACACUCCCUUUGGGACAAUGUGAUCCAAUGAUUUUUAUGUGAUUCUUUGUUGCAUUCCAAAUGUACGCACAUUUUUUAACACAAGCAAUCAUAGGAUACAAGUUCUUCAAAGAACAUGGUACAUGAUUAAUCUGAUAUAUCUUUUGUAACAUUAGAAAAUCAUGUUAUUUGAGUUAAGGCUGGGACGAGUCCAAAUCUACUACCCUG